Nelumbo nucifera (sacred lotus) is the source of this 3465-nucleotide messenger RNA. RefSeq names its product polyribonucleotide nucleotidyltransferase (gene RIF10). Lineage: Eukaryota; Viridiplantae; Streptophyta; Magnoliopsida; Proteales; Nelumbonaceae. Gene Ontology annotation, cellular component: mitochondrion; chloroplast stroma; cytosol. Gene Ontology annotation, biological process: mitochondrial mRNA catabolic process; mitochondrial RNA 3'-end processing. Gene Ontology annotation, molecular function: 3'-5'-RNA exonuclease activity; polyribonucleotide nucleotidyltransferase activity; RNA binding. The record is from RefSeq and is a predicted model, not a curated record.
ACUCGUUAGGAGGGAGAAAACGGAUAAAGUUGCAGAGAUUGGCUUACAGUUCUCCCUGUAGCAAUCUCCGCAUCAGCGAAGCAGAGAAGAAAAAUGAUUGCAAUCCCUAGCGUUUAUGGUAGACCAUCUUCUCAAUCUCCUUUUCUCUAUUCCCUUCGAGGCAGAACUGUCCUCUCUUCCUUCUGCCCUGCUUUCCGUUGGUCAGGACAACCACAACUUUGCAACGUUAACUUACUUCUGCCAAGAAGGACUAGGAGACUUCGAGUUAGAGCUUUGACGGAAUCGAAGGAGGCAGAGGUUACGGCCAAUGGUGUUGAUGGAACGCAGUACAUCCCGCAACCAUUUUCCGUGAAUAUUCCGGUCGGUGAUAGACACAUUUUGGUUGAGACAGGUCAUAUAGGAAGACAAGCUAGUGGUUCUGUCACUGUUACCGAUGGGGAAACUAUUGUGUACACUUCCGUUUGCUUGGCUGAUAUUCCAAGCGAUCCUUCUGACUUUUUCCCACUCUCAGUAAAUUAUCAAGAGCGUUUUUCUGCAGCAGGUCGAACUAGUGGUGGUUUUUUCAAACGAGAGGGGAGGGCUAAAGAUCAUGAGGUUCUUAUUUGUAGAUUGAUUGAUAGACCUUUGCGCCCAACCAUGCCAAAGGGAUUCUACCACGAAACACAAAUACUUUCUUGGGUUUUGAGUUAUGAUGGCUUGCAUCCUCCUGAUUGUUUGGCAGUUACAGCAGCUGGAAUAGCAGUCGCUCUUUCAGAAGUUCCAAACUCCAAAGCAAUUGCAGGGGUUCGAGUGGGUCUGGUUGACAACAAGUUUAUUGUAAAUCCCACCACCAAAGAAAUGGAAAAAUCAGAGUUGGACUUGGUGCUUGCUGGCACUGAUAGUGCAAUAUUGAUGAUAGAGGGCUACUGUGAUUUUCUUCCAGAGGAGAAGUUGUUGCAAGCUGUAGAGGUUGGACAGGAUGCGGUGCGAGCAAUUUGCCAUGAAGUUGAGGCUUUGGUGAAGAAAUAUGGAAAACCAAAAAUGCUUGAAGCAAUCAAGUUACCUCCUCCUGAGCUAUAUAGGCAUGUCGAAGAAAUUGCUGGUGAUGAAUUGGGGAAAUUAUUACAAAUCAGAAGCAAGAUAGCAAGAAGAAAGGCCCUGUCAACAUUAGAAGAAAAAGUAUUGGCCAUUCUUACAGAAGAAGGGUAUGUCAACAAGGAUGAACUUUCUGUGGCUGCUGAAACAAUACCAGAUUUAUACGAGGAUGAUGAGGAGGAUGAUGUUGUUGUUGUGGAUGGAGAAGUAGAUGAAGGUGAUGUUCACAUCACUCCAGUUUCAAGAAAGCCUCUCCCUUUGCUGUUUUCCGAAGUAGAUGUAAAGUUGGUGUUUAAGGAAGUUACAUCCAAAUUCCUCCGCAGACGUCUUGUGGAGAGAGGAAAAAGAAGUGAUGGACGAACCCCAUCUGAAAUACGACCAAUCAACUCAAGGUGUGGGUUGCUUCCAAGGGCACAUGGCAGUGCACUUUUCACACGUGGUGAAACUCAGUCACUUGCAGUGGUUACUCUUGGCGACAGACAAAUGGCUCAGAGGAUAGACAACCUCGUAGAUGUAGAUGAAUUGAAGAGAUUCUACCUUCAGUAUUCCUUUCCACCAUCAUGUGUUGGAGAAGUUGGGCGCAUGGGAGCACCCAGUAGAAGAGAAAUUGGUCAUGGAAUGCUUGCAGAAAGAGCACUUGAACCCAUUUUGCCUUCUGAAGAGGAUUUUCCUUACACUGUACGUGUUGAAAGUACCAUCACUGAAAGCAAUGGUUCUUCAAGUAUGGCAUCUGUUUGUGGGGGCUGCUUAGCUUUGCAAGAUGCUGGGGUUCCUGUGAAGUGCUCUGUUGCUGGGAUUGCAAUGGGUAUGGUUUUGGACACAAAAGAAUUUGGAGGAGAUGGAUCACCACUUAUUCUCUCUGACAUUACUGGAUCUGAAGAUGCUUCUGGUGAUAUGGAUUUUAAGGUUGCUGGAAAUGGGAAUGGUAUAACUGCAUUUCAGAUGGACAUAAAGGUUGGAGGAAUUACGUUACCCAUCAUGAAAGAAGCUCUUCUUCAAGCAAAAGAUGGACGGAAGCAUGUUCUUGAUGAAAUGUUGAAGUGCUCACCUCCUCCUUCAAUGAAGCUCUCCAAGUAUGCUCCAUUGAUUCAUAUUAUGAAGGUCAAGCCAGAGAAAGUUAACAUUAUUAUUGGUUCUGGGGGGAAGAAGGUCAAAAGUAUCAUUGAAGAGACUGGGGUAGAAGCUAUUGAUACACAGGAUGAUGGAAUAGUUAAAAUUACUGCAAAGGACCUUUCAAGUUUAGAGAAAUCUAAAGCCAUCAUUGCUAAUUUGACGAUGGUUCCUACAAUUGGUGAUAUUUAUAGGAACUGCGAGAUCAAAUCAAUAGCACCCUAUGGAGUCUUUGUUGAGAUAGCACCUGGGCGUGAGGGACUCUGUCACAUUAGUGAGCUAAGUUACGAUUGGCUGGCAAAAGCUGAAGAUGCUUUUAAAGUUGGAGAUCGCAUGGAUGUCAAACUUAUAGAGAUUAAUGAAAAGGGACAGCUUCGCCUGAGCCGUCGUGCACUACUUCCUGAUCCAAAUCCAGAGAAACCCAGCGGUAAACAGCGAACAAGUGGCCCUACCAAGGAAAAUGUAUCUUCACAAACUUCUCCUGAUAAGGCUACAACCAAAAAAAUUGGUGGGACAGCAAAGAGUACACUGAUAGAAGAUGGCAUACAGCAGCCCCAGGAAAAGGGCGCCCCUCUAAAGGUGACGAACCCUUCCAAGAGAAAUACUUCUGCACAGGUUGGCUUGGUCCCUGAGGAAAAGGUUCUCAAGAGAUUAGUUAGUUCUGCCACAGAUAGCCCCUCUUUGAACAAAGACAAGCAGAAGAAGAGCAACAGUAAAGCUGUUAGUAGUGUUGCUGGUAAAGAUGGAACUGAUUUAGUAAAGGGAGAGGCUAAUAUUGGGUAAUAAGUUUGUGGAUGCUUUUCAUAGUGCAAAAAAUUAUCUUGAAGAUUGAAGCGAAAGAAACCACUGGGAGGUCUCCCUGUACUAACAGGAGUUAAGGACAGAGUACUUCAUCUUUCUAUUUUACGUGCUGCUUAUGUCUUCAUGCAUUUAGAGCCAGGCUUGUGGAGAAUGCAUUAUUAGCCUUAAACAGGAGGAAUGCAAUUCCUGUAAGCUGCUUAACUUGUAGAGAACGUUGAAGAGAUCCAAUAGCUUGGGCUCUUUUUAAAGGAUGAUUGUACAUUAUACCACCAGGAACAUUCCCAUUUUUUCUCCUGGGAUCAAAAGGAAUAAUCUGCUCAACAUUGUGUUUUGGUUCUGGCAUUUGUCUCCAUUUUUUGAUAUUUUUAGGUUUUAUAAAAAUGGAAUUGGCCUUCUUUCUGUAUGUUAUUUUCCUAAAUAUCAACCCUCAAUCUUUCUUAUUCAUUAAUUUCUUAAUUAUUUCUAGAGUGGUUGUAAUCA